CGUCAAAGUCAAAGCAUUCUCGUCCGCACUUUCUCAACUUAUUUCUGUAGAGAAAAUUUUCACAAAUAUUUGUAAAAUAUUAAUUAUUGAUCUUGAAAAAUAGGACAAUUUGACACUAUGGAUAAGAUAUCGCGCAAAAGCGUUCCGGCAGAAGAUUUAUCGAACGUAGAAUUUGAAACGAGCGAAGAUGUGGAGGUGGUACCAACUUUCAAUGCCAUGAACCUCAAAGAGGAGUUGCUGCGUGGUAUUUAUGCUUAUGGAUUCGAGAAGCCUUCGGCUAUACAGCAACGCAGUAUUAAACCCAUUGUGAAAGGUCGCGACGUCAUCGCACAGGCACAGUCCGGUACGGGUAAAACAGCAACGUUUUCAAUUUCGAUUUUGCAAAGUUUGGACACGACGUUGCGUGAAACACAAGUACUCUGUUUAUCGCCAACUCGUGAAUUAGCCGUACAGAUUCAGAAAGUUAUAUUGGCGUUGGGCGAUUUCAUGAAUGUGCAAUGCCAUGUAUGCAUUGGUGGCACCAACUUGGGUGAGGAUAUACGUAAAUUGGACUAUGGCCAGCAUAUCGUUAGUGGUACACCAGGUCGCGUAUUCGAUAUGAUUAAGCGCCGUGUGCUAAGAACUAGAGCUAUUAAAAUGCUAGUACUCGAUGAAGCGGACGAGAUGUUGAACAAAGGAUUCAAAGAACAAAUUUAUGACGUAUAUCGUUAUUUACCGCCUGCAACACAGGUUGUUCUAAUAUCGGCCACAUUGCCACAUGAAAUACUUGAAAUGACUUCGAAAUUUAUGACGGAUCCUAUUCGAAUUCUUGUAAAACGUGAUGAAUUGACACUGGAAGGUAUUAAACAGUUCUUCGUCGCAGUCGAAAGGGAGGAAUGGAAGUUUGAUACACUCUGCGAUCUCUACGAUACACUAACAAUAACGCAAGCCGUCAUUUUUUGCAACACCAAACGUAAGGUGGACUGGUUGACGGAGAAAAUGCGGGAAGCCAAUUUUACUGUCAGCUCCAUGCAUGGUGAUAUGCCUCAGAAAGAGCGUGAUGAGAUUAUGAAAGAGUUUCGCGCCGGCCAGUCGCGUGUACUGAUUACAACAGAUGUAUGGGCGCGUGGUAUUGAUGUGCAACAAGUUUCGUUGGUUAUUAAUUAUGAUCUGCCAAAUAAUCGUGAGCUGUAUAUCCAUCGUAUCGGCCGCUCUGGUCGAUUUGGCCGCAAGGGUGUCGCAAUUAAUUUUGUAAAAUCGGAUGAUAUUCGCAUUCUGCGUGAUAUUGAGCAAUACUAUUCCACACAAAUCGAUGAAAUGCCAAUGAAUGUAGCAGAUUUAAUUUAAAUACGACCAAAUAUAAAGAAACCUAAUAAAUUUGA
This is a messenger RNA of Anastrepha obliqua, 1361 nucleotides long. Its product is annotated as eukaryotic initiation factor 4A-III. The record is from RefSeq and is a predicted model, not a curated record. Lineage: Eukaryota; Metazoa; Arthropoda; Insecta; Diptera; Tephritidae. Gene Ontology annotation, molecular function: RNA helicase activity; mRNA binding; ATP binding. The coding region runs from base 118 to 1326 and encodes 402 amino acids. Gene Ontology annotation, cellular component: nucleolus; catalytic step 2 spliceosome. The transcript has 3 exons.